UCAUUGAUUAUGAUCCGCAGGCAUACCAAUUAUGCAGACAAAUAUUACCAGUCACAAGGAAAAUUAUUAUAAGACAUCCCAUCAUAUCUUAUGUUCUACUCCACUCUCAACUAAUUAGCCUAUGCCCUGAGAAUCUAAAACAUAUGCUCUGACACUAUUUUAUCUGUCACACCCCAAUCCGAAAGCAUUAGUCGAGCUCAUAGAUUAUGCAAGGCCUGUCUUUUUCAUACAUAUCAAAUCGGAAUUAAGGCAAUGAUAUUAUUACAACAAAAUACUUAUAGCAUAAUGUUUUUCUUUUAAUGAUUGUUCGGACAAUAUUACAAAGAAAAAAAAUACACAAUAGUCUUAUCAGUUCAUUAUCAUACAAUACAAUGGGUGGUGGUCUCUGGCAUUGGCAAGCAGCGAUCUCAACCACAGAGUGGGAGGUAGAGACAUCAUAGUAUGGAAUAGGGAAGGGGCAGGGAGAGAAUGGGAUGCCCUAAAGUGAUGAGGGAAGGGGUUUAUUAUAUCGGGAGCGAUGGUGGUGAGACACGGGAUGAUCAAAAAGGAGAUGGUGGAGAGGGGAGUUGGUUGCAGCCAUGGUGGUGAUUCGGAGACCGGCACCGCUAUUUUUGGCGGUCCGCCACUUCUUGGUGGGUGCCGCACUCCACGGCAAGCACCACCUGUCUCCCGACAUGCCACAAUAUUAGUCGGCAGAGCAGCUCGCCUCUGUGUGGCCGCAACAAAGGGGUGUCCAAACAAGAGAUGCCCUAAUUUUUUUUUAGCAAAAUUUGAAUCGAAGUCGGCAAGGCAUCACCUAAACGGGAAGAUCAGAAGAAGAAGAAGAAGAAGGAACAAGGCAUCUAAAAACUCGCCCACCGUCGGUAUCUGGAUGUGGAGGAAGAGGAGCGGAAAGUUGGUGGCAAAACAGUAGGCUCAGAAGUUUGCUACUCUGCUCAAAGAAGGGCUCACUUUAAGCCCCUCUCAUACAAGAGGUGUCAGAAGAAGCAUUCCUCAUCACAACCCUUCCUCCCCAGUAAUCAGUACUGGAAUGGCCAGUGAGAAGACGAUGCCACUUAUACCUCCCAUUUUACACCUGCCGAUGGCAGCAUAAAUCUUCAAGGUCUUAACUUUCUCAGGAAACUAAAAUGUAUCACUAAACUGUACAGUCAUUGACUAGCCAUGAUUUAUGAUUUUUCCCAUCAGUUAUUAAACAAAA
Molecule: messenger RNA, 1198 nt
Organism: Elaeis guineensis (African oil palm)
Lineage: Eukaryota; Viridiplantae; Streptophyta; Magnoliopsida; Arecales; Arecaceae
Source: RefSeq, a predicted model, not a curated record